GCACUUCCGUAACCUACAUAUUCCCGCGAAAACUUCAAGCUCGGGAAACCCUUCUGACUUGUCCAAACUUGCACAGAGCUUAUUCAAAACAAAAGGAAGCCAUGAGUGUUUAGAUACUCCACUUUCGAACAAUUGCUGUGAGCACGGUCAGACUGUUAGAUGCGAUUGCUCGUAGACGUAUACAUCAAUAUGUCAUCAUCUGCAUUGCACAACAGUACUUGAGCCCAAAUGGUCAAACUAUCUUAUCGAACUCAAUGAGUUAUGAGAAUCGUACCUUGAGACACAGCAUUAUUACAACCAGAGACCAUAUACCGGUAUAUGGUCUCUGUUACAACUGAUGCAAGCCACAAGAGAUGCAUCACAAUCUAGCCAUGAAAUAAGCACCAGGAUAACUAUGGUGCUAGAAAAGAUUGGACCACAGUCAGAAAUGGAAACAGUCGCUUCAUUAUGAACUAAACUGAAGGCCAUUUGCUUGUGGUGGUGAAGCGAAUAGGUUAGAACUUGGGGAUUAAGUGUAUGAUAGAGCCUCAUCAGUGCAUCGAUUGAGUCCAGCUCCCUGGUCUUGUACACUUGUGCUAUCUCCGAUGAGGACAGCCACAAGGGAAACAUUGGACUCAUCCGUCUUCACCACAUAGUUUGAUGUAUAUAUUGAAAAGUAAAUUCGUUUCCCCAUGGAGUAUAAAACUGUCCAUGAUAUUCUUUAAUGUGUACUGUACAGCGCUUGUGAAGGCUGAGAAUGAAACGCUGUGAGAGUGUACCAGGAGUAACUAUAUAGGUAUUAGUGAGCAGUAGAUGGCAGAUAGAACUUUUAAGCAACAUGCAAAGCAUAUGGAUUUGUUCAACUGCAGGAUUUCUAUUGAGUUGAGAGCCCCACCUAUGGAAUGAAAACAAGAAGACAAGUAAAUAUCACCAUGCUCUUGAAUCUAAGUAUGUUACAUCCUCUGGGCACACAUUAGGAAGCAGGAGAGCAAGAUGGAGAAGAAACAUAAAGAAAUUUUGAUAAAGCAGCGUGCCAACCUUGUGGAAAACAUCAACCCCAGAGAUGGCUUGUUUACCCAGCUGAUAUCCCAGAAAGUCCUCAACCCUAGAAGUGUUCGUACCAUCCAGUACAAUCGCCCUCCUGACCAGCAGGUGGAGGAGCUUCUCAAUGUUCUUCCAACAAGAGGCCCUGAAGCUUUCUCCAAGUUCUGUGAAGCACUGAAAGAAGAUGAUCAAGAACAUGUGCUGGACUUCCUUAAGUGUGAUGAAACUAAAAGUGAAACAACGAAUGAUGGAACGACACCAACUUCAGAAUCGGGCGAGUGUUCACGUAAACGAGCUCAUUCUCCGUCCCCCCAGGUCUUGUGUAUCAAGGACAAGGAUAGUCAGAAUUUAAUGAUCAAGUAUUUAGCCAGUGAGGAACACUCAGAUGCAGAGAAGAAGAGACAAAUGUUUACAGAUGGACACAAAGGUUAUGAACAGGGAGAGCCACGGCACACAUUCAAACACUGGAUAUCUGAACCUGGGGUCGUUCACAUUGGUCGGUUUGUGCCGGUGGACCACCUUGAAAACUACAUGGCCGCCCCAUCAAGCUUGUCAGGGGGCAGAUGUACCCCCUAUGAUCUUUCCCGAUGUGAUAGCCUAGAUGCCAUGACCAAGAGGCCUGUCCAGUUGUCCUCACCACACCAGCCGUCCAGUGAUACAAUAGAUUCUGAAGCAGUCCAGAUAGCAAACACCUUUGAUGAAACUGAGGAUGCUCAGAUUGACCUAACUGACGGGCCAGUCAACGUCAAGGUCGACCAUACAUCCCGGCAGUUCUUCCUUGCAUUUCAUAGAAAGUCAUACCCCAUGCAGAGGCUACCUCGAGGGAAGGCCCUCAUCAUCAAUGUCAAUGAAGUCAUCAGCAAACCACCUCGACGAGGCACUGACAUCGACCGUGAUAAUCUCCAUAAUCUGCUCAAGCAACUUCACUUCGAUGUCCAGGUGUUUAAUGAUAAAGAUGGCCUCACUGCACAGGGAAUAGUGGCGAAGCUGAAGAUGUUUUCAUCCUUGUCUGAGCAUGUGGAGUCCAACUGCAGUGUGGUCUGCCUCCUGAGCCAUGGGGAGGAGGGCUAUGUGUUCGGGACUGAUGGCAAGAAGAUCCCACUGGAUGAGAUUUUCAUGAUGUUCGACAACACCCAGUGUAGAGGACUGAUUGGCAAACCCAAAGUGUUCUUCAUUCAAGCAUGUCGUGGAGGAGCUCUGGACCCUGGGGUGCGACUAGAGAAAACAGACGAGACAGAUGGGGGCCCGCCUGUGUGCCCUGAGCCGUGGAAACAGCUGCCCACCAUGUCCGAUAUGGUUAUCUGUUACCCCACACAGUAUGGUUACUAUGCAUGGCGCAAUCGUGAACGGGGAAGCUGGUACAUUGAGGCCAUUGUGCAGAUCUUCAUGAGGCACGCGAAGAAUGAGGACAUCUGUACCAUGCUGAACCGGGUGAACCACCUGGUGUCAAGGAAGGUGUCCCGUUGUCCACAGAUUGACAUGGACCGCAUGACACAGAUGUCGGAGUACAAGAGCACCCUCCGGAAGCCACACCUUUUCUUCUUCCCCGGCAUCGGCAGUGGAUAAGUUUAAUCAGAAUGUAGACAAGACAUGUUGUGGCCCCCACUGCUGCGUGUACUAGACUACUAGUACUGUGCUGGGUUGGAGUGUCUAGGGGAGAGUGCCUUGGCUCAAGACCCAGUAUGAUGAUAUAUAUUGUGCAGAUGGGUUGGAGUGUCUAGGGGAGUGCCUUGGCUCAAGACCCAGUAUGAUAAUAUAUUGUACAGAUGGGUUGGAGUGUCUAGGGGAGUGCCUUGGCUCAAGACCCAGUAUGAUAAUAUAUUGUACAGAUGGGUUGGAGUGUCUAGGGGAGUGCUUUGGCUCAAGACCCAGUAUGAUGAUAUAUAUUGUGCAGAUGGGUUGGAGUGUCUAGGGGAGCGUCUAGGGGAGUGCCUUGGCUCAAGACCCAGUAUGAUAAUGGCAGGAUACCUUUGCAGCAACUGAAAGAAAUGCAGUGUGAUAUUUUACAUCCAGUUCAUUGCCUGUUAUCUGAAAGUAUGGUGUGGACUAACAACGGGGUUUACAGCAAUUGCUGACAGGUGCUUUGUGUGUGUUUGACAGUUUUAUCUUGGAUCUGAAUUUUAGGUUAUGAAAUCAUUUUGAAUCUGUUUUACACAAACUUGUUUUACAUGCUUCAUUUAAGUCAUAUCAAGAUGAUAUUUGGUGCUUACAACUUACACAAAAUCAUUCUGCCAUCUUCACAUGUUCAUUAACAUUAUUACUGUAUGACAGCCCUAAGCAUAUUUCAUCUUUGUUGUGGUGGCUGUAGAUGGCUGGUGUAUGUUUGGUGUCCAUGGUCAGCUAUCAGUCUCCAUCAGCCCCCAAGUCAGCUCACAGUGUUGCUGGUGUCUCCUGUUAGCAUGUGGUUUCAGAAUAUUUAGUUUUUGUUAAGAAAUCAAAGUACCCUGUAUGUUUCAGAUUUUGUGGUCAGUUUUCCUAUUGGUUAUCUAUACUGAACAAAAACAGUUUGAGAUCAUUAAAAUAUUUUGGGGGAUAUUUUUUUGAAGACCCUAUGUAUACAAGUCCCGAGGUUUGUCAUAACGUGUAGAGGUCAGUUUGUAUGAAUGUACAAGUGAUCUGCAACUGACCUUAUGGAGCAGCAAUUUGCAGCAAUAUGGUGCAUGACUGGUAGAAUAGAAAACAACAACUGUGCCAUGACUGGAACACUUGGUACAAGAAUGCCUCUUCUUUCUCAGUAUAUGAACACAGUGUGUCCUAAUGUACACACCCUUGACUUUGUCAAGUUGAGAAACUAAUCAAAAUGCUGCUGCUGUUGUACCCAUCAGCUGUUGGCUGUGUAAUAAAUAAUGUAGGAGAUAUUGAUGAAAUGCUACUUGACACAGUUCCCAGAAUGUCCAGAUUGGUCUCAGGUAUCUCAGUUACCUCCCUUAUGCAGAUCACUGACUAACAUCUAUUUUAAGAAAACAUUUAAAGGACAAUGUCUUUUUUAACAUUUAUCAUGAUUUAGUUGUAUUUGUUUGUUUUAUCCAUUGCUGUUUUCUAUUAGUUUUAUCCAUAGUUUUAGCGUUUUACAUGUGUAUGUGUUUCAGAAUUGUGUGUAGUGUACUGUGGUGUGAGUCAGUUCACCUCGACUAUCCAUUGUAUUAUAUCUCAGUUCUGUGAAGGUAAAUACCCUAUGUCCAGUUACUAUGGAGGUGAUCUUGCUGUCUCAAAACUUCUACCAGGUAAGCACCAGCUUGACCCAAGUCCCUGCCUCAUCAAUCAACAACCAUUCUAAAUGACUCUCCUGUAUGAAAGUUUGGCUUAGAGCUAUUCAAAAUAUAUAUUCAAAAUUGGGACCUUGUACAAGCGAACAAUCAAUAUUUUCAAUCAAAUCAGAAUAUUGUUGGCUUGAAAAGAUGUCCAUGUGUGUCCCAUCAGGCAUUCCGAGAUGAGGUGAAAGAACUUUGUAAUUUAAUGGAACAUCUAUUCUCAGCAUGAUGCCAUUCAAACCACACUAUUUAUCACGUUAUGUAUCAUAUUAUUUAUCAAGAUAGAAUGGAGAUAUUAUUUGCUGGAUAAACACAGUUGACAUAAAAGUGAUCAAAUCCUCUUAGCAUUGUAAAUGGGAGUGUGUUGUAUCAGUCAUUCAUUGGUUAGUUGCACUCAUUCUUUGGGUCCUGUAAGGAUUACUGAAGCCAUAAUGUCCCACACGAGGUACAGUACCCCUUGUUAUGCCCACUCUGUGUCUCACCCUGUCCAUAUCCUGCUAUAUGCAAGGGAGGGAAUCAACCUAUAUCUAUCCUGGUAUGAGGGGUGUUCAAUAAGUUUUGCAACUUCAAUAUAAGACCAAGUCGCAGAAUAUCUUUUGCACUUUUAUUUUUCAAUAUAAUCUCCAUUCAUCUCAAUACACUUAUUCCAUUUGUCCUUAAGCUUUUACUACCACUUUUAUAGAAAUCCGCAGAUUGGCCCUCUAACCAUGCCUCUGUGGCAGCCUUUAUGUCCUUGUCAUCCUGGAAGCGUCUUCCACGUAGGGCAGAUUUCAUUUGCCGGAACAGGAAAUAGUCACUGGGGGAACAAGAAACAUUUUGCGUGUGACAUAUUUAAUAUGUUGGUAAGCAUUCGCCAUUAUGAUCCAUCAUAAUUAAUUACCACGAUAAUAUAGUGGGGCAUCACGCUAUACAUCUCCUGGUAUAUGUAUACAAGGGAGGGCAUCACGCUAGACAUCUGGUAUAUUCAAGGGAGGGCAUCACGCUAGACAUCUGGUAUAUUCAAGGGAGGGCAUCACGCUAUACAUCUGGUAUAUGUAUACAAGGGAGGGCAUCACGCUAGACAUCUGGUAUAUUCAAGGGAGGGCAUCACCCUAUACAUCUGGUAUAUUCAAGGGAGGGCAUCACGCUAUACAUCUGGUAUAUUCAAGGGAGGGCAUCACGCUAUACAUCUGGUAUAUGUAUACAAGGGAGGGCAUCACGCUAUACAUCUGGUAUAUGUAUACAAGGGAGGGCAUCAUGCUAGACAUCUGGUAUAUUCAAGGGAGGGCAUCACGCUCUACAUCUGGUAUAUGUAUACAAGGGAGGGCAUCACGCUCUACAUCUGGUAUAUGUAUACAAGGGAGGGCAUCACGCUAUACAUCUGGUAUAUGUAUACAAGGGAGGGCAUCACGCUAUACAUCUGGUAUAUUCAAGGGAGGGCAUCACGCAAUACAUCUGGUAUAUGUAUACAGGGGAGGGCAUCACGCUAUACAUCUGGUAUAUGUAUACAAGGGAGGGCAUCACGCUAUACAUCUGGUAUAUGUAUACAAGGGAGGGCAUCAUGCUAGACAUCUGGUAUAUGUAUACAAGGGAGGGCAUCACGCUAGACAUCUGGUAUAUUCAAGGGAGGGCAUCACGCUAUACAUCUGGUAUAUGUAUACAAGGGAGGGCAUCACGCUCUACAUCUGGUAUAUGUAUACAAGGGAGGGCAUCACGCUAUACAUCUGGUAUAUGUAUACAAGGGAGGGCAUCACGCUAGACAUCUGGUAUAUUCAAGGGAGGGCAUCACGCUAUACAUCUGGUAUAUGUAUACAAGGGAGGGCAUCACGCUAGACAUCUGGUAUAUUCAAGGGAGGGCAUCACGCUAGACAUCUGGUAUAUGUAUACAAGGGAGGGCAUCACGCUAUACAUCUGGUAUAUGUAUACAAGGGAGGGCAUCACGCUAUACAUCUGGUAUAUGUAUACAAGGGAGGGCAUCACGCUAUACAUCUGGUAUAUUCAAGGGAGGGCAUCACGCUAUACAUCUGGUAUAUGUAUACAAGGGAGGGCAUCACGCUAUACAUCUGGUAUAUGUAUACAAGGGAGGGCAUCACGCUAGACAUCUGGUAUAUUCAAGGGAGGGCAUCACGCUAUACAUCUGGUAUAUUCAAGGGAGGGCAUCACGCUAGACAUCUGGUAUAUUCAAGGGAGGGCAUCACGCUAUACAUCUGGUAUAUUCAAGGGAGGGCAUCAUGCUAUACAUCUGGUAUAUGUAUACAAGGGAGGGCAUCACGCUAUACAUCUGGUAUAUGUAUACAAGGGAGGGCAUCACGCUAUACAUCUGGUAUAUUCAAGGGAGGGCAUCAUGCUAUACAUCUGGUAUAUGUAUACAAGGGAGGGCAUCACGCUAUACAUCUGGUAUAUGUAUACAAGGGAGGGCAUCACGCUAGACAUCUGGUAUAUGUAUACAAGGGAGGGCAUCACGCUAUACAUCUGGUAUAUGUAUACAAGGGAGGGCAUCACGCUAGACAUCUGGUAUAUGUAUACAAGGGAGGGCAUCACGCUAUACAUCUGGUAUAUGUAUACAAGGGAGGGCAUCACGCUAGACAUCUGGUAUAUGUAUACAAGGGAGGGCAUCACGCUAUACAUCUGGUAUAUGUAUACAAGGGAGGGCAUCACGCUAGACAUCUGGUAUAUGUAUACAAGGGAGGGCAUCACGCUAGACAUCUAGUAUAUGUAUACAAGGGAGGGCAUCACGCUAUACAUCUGGUAUAUGUAUACAAGGGAGGGCAUCACGCUAGACAUCUGGUAUAUGUAUACAAGGGAGGGCAUCACGCUAGACAUCUGGUAUAUGUAUACAAGGGAGGGCAUCACGCUAGACAUCUGGUAUAUGUAUACAAGGGAGGGCAUCACGCUAUACAUCUGGUAUAUGUAUACAAGGGAGGGCAUCACGCUAGACAUCUGGUAUAUGUAUACAAGGGAGGGCAUCACGCUAGACAUCUGGUAUAUGUAUACAAGGGAGCAUCACGCUAGACAUCUAGUAUAUGUAUACAAGGGAGGGCAUCACGCUAUACAUCUGGUAUAUGUAUACAAGGGAGGGCAUCACGCUAGACAUCUGGUAUAUGUAUACAAGGGAGGGCAUCACGCUAGACAUCUGGUAUAUGUAUACAAGGGAGGGCAUCACGCUAGACAUCUGGUAUAUGUAUACAAGGGAGGGCAUCACGCUAGACAUCUGGUAUAUGUAUACAAGGGAGGGCAGGUCAGGGUGUUGUGGAGAAGUACAUUCAUUCUCUGUCUGGGUAUGUUCUGGCUGUCCUUGCUGUUGAGACAUUAGUUUUGUUACCUGAUCCUGCAGAUUUAACUGUGACAUUCCUGUCUGCUGUUAUUUAGUUGUGGUUGGUGGAGCUAUUAGAAUGUUACAAUUAUUAUUGUUGCUUUGUAUUUGCAUUGUUUCAGUACCAGAAUCAUGAGCAUGACCCAGCACCGCUGAGGAGUUACAUGGGUUAAUAUAUAUACCGACUCAUUCUGUAGAGUUGAAUUAUUUCAGCAUUUUUACAACUGACAGUGAAACCUUGAGAGUAUUUGCAUGGAGAGUUUCUGGUUAUAAACAACGAAUCUGACAGUACUUGACCCACUGGGAGCUUUACUUACUGCCAAUAAAGAUCAGUGGUGAUGCUGAAGUGAAUGAUGAUUGUGGCUCAUUUCAAUGUAGGGUAUUGUACAGGUAGUUUUCUUGGACUGUUAUUACACACAACCUGUGACAGGAAGCCUUGAAGACGCCACUAGGAGCAUGACAUGCUGCCUGUUUGCUAGGGAUGUCGUAUGUCACGAUAUCGAUGUAUUGGUAUCGAUGUAUUGGUAAAUGUUGAAUAUGGAUGACGUUUCAAUACAAUUUUCUUAAUGUUGAUACUAAAUAAAUAAUUCACUGCCACAGAAAUAUUGACAUUUAUUAAGAUUUCCAUGGUUAAGAUGGACAAUGAGAAGGCAGAAAAUUUAAUUUGAAACAUUUAAUGGAUCGUCCUAGUUCAUAAUUAGCAUUGAACUUGCAGGUCCAUGCAGGUAAUUUCUAUCUAUACCCAUACAGAAUAAAUAAUUUUAUCAUUAAUCAGUAUUGUGAUACUUUUGAGUGAUAGGAUUGGCCCAGUCACCUAAAGAGCCGCAGUUUGCUGUGCAGAGUUGCAUUCUUUGGGCAUGCCCAUAACCUAUGAUCGUGGGUUGGAAUCCAGAAUCACCCUGAUUCGUUUGUCAGCACCAUGCCUGUACUGAACUGUCCAGUCACUGACACCCCUAGUUCAUGCAGCCAUCAAUUGAUGUCUUCUGAUAGUACAUUUUGAGGCCAUUCAAUACUUGAUUCAGUUACAAUGGUCUGUCCGGAGAUAUCUGUGUCAUUGUAACAGGAUGAUCAUCAGCUACACAAGUCUUGCUGUAGAUGCACCAUCCAGUAUUCAAGUGUUCCUGCUGCUACAGUCUUAAUGGCAGACUCAGUGGCUGUGCUACAGUCUUAAUGGCAGACUCAGUGGCUGUGCUACAGUCUUAAUGGCAGACUCAGUGGCCUUGCUAUUAUUGGCUGAAACCAUGUUUUAUAUCCAUACAACAUCUAUGUGUAAUAAUAGAAACACCUUUCCUGAAGAGAACCUAAUCGGUAAUGAUUUAAGUAGGUGUGAACAGGACAGUGAGAAGAAAUUAUAAAUUGUUUAUAUGAAACAUGUAUUGUUUGUGAAAGUUUAUUUACACAUUUUAAUGAAAUGUAUAGUUAAAAACGUUUUUGAUGCCAAAGUUACAAGCGUGAUAUUGCCCUGUAUAUGAAGAGUAUUAUCAUAUCUGUAGAUAUAGUAACAUCAAGACUGUCCUGAAUAUAGGGAUGUGUAUCCAGUUAAGAUGUCAGACAUUCUAAGUCUUGCAAUAUGUGUGUAUUCCUUAUCAUAUGCCAAAUAUGGUAAUGAAUGUAACAUAGUUAAAGAGAAAUGAUGCAGACAGAUGACCAGUUGAAUGAGCAGCCUGACCAUUGUGCUGAUUCUGAGGAGGGAUGGUGCUCCACGAGGUGCUGUCCACUGUCGGCAGACUCGGGGCAUAGCUUGCAGACGUCACACCAUGUUAGUUGUUUGCCCUACACGCUGGACAGUACAUUAACUUUGAAGCUAUUGCUGAAGUUUGGAGGUUAUUCAGUUGAAUCUGAAGACACCUCUCACAUUUGUUUAUCAAGUAAAAGAUGUUAUUGGGUUAAUAUUAUUGUGUUCAUCACACCUCUAGUACAAGAACGCUGACAUUAGGGAUCCAACAUAUUCAAGGUGGUUGGGGAUUUGGGGGAGGGGGAGAAUUUCUACCAGGUGUGUGUGUGUGUUGACCAGCUGUCUGCCGGAUUAGCUGCUGUAACUGUAUCUCUGUGCUGCUCCCUAAAAGUGAUUUUGUAUUUUGACUUGUCGCUACACAGAGCUAUGGACUGUGCCAUGUUUUUUUCUAAAUAGAUCUCUGCUCCAAAUCUGCAUCACACUUUAUGUGCUUCAGCAAAGUGUAUGCGUCACGAUCUUAACGACAAAUACAACAAUUCAUUUCCUAAGACACUUGCCAUCACAAAUGAGGAUAUACUAAAUGGUUCAACAAUAUAUUUACUUAUCAAGUUGAAAACCAGACUGGUAAAGACUUUUUAGUCGCUAGUGGGUCUAAAAAUCUGUAUUUUUUUAUGAUUCCAACCUGAUAAGUAUGGUACAUAGAAAUUUGCAUAAUCGAAAAAACAAGUACACAUCUUUGAAGCCAAGUGUUUUAUGAAGCAAAUCUUGUUGCAGUUUUUGUAGGAUCAUGUACAUUAUGGCAGGGUUAUGAGGGCAGUAUGUUCCAAAUUGUGAGUCUGUUUGGAAAACACUAUGGAACAGCCCUGUAGUGACAAGACAAAUCAAGGAGGCAGCACAGAGAUACAGUAGCCACAGCUAUCUUUUAGUGUUCACCUGCUGUGUUGCAGGGGUGUGCGUGUUGACAGGUGUGUUCCAGGGGUGCGUGUUGACAGCUGUGUUCCAGGGGUGCGUGUUGACCAGCUGUGUUCCAGUUGUGUGCGUGUUGACCUGCUGUGUUCCAGUUGUGUGCGUGUUGACCAGCUGUGUUCCAGGUGUGUGCGUGUUGACCAGCUGUGUUCCAGUUGUGUGCGUGUUGACCAGCUGUGUUCCAGGGUUGCUUGUUGACCAGCUGUGGUCCAGUUGUGUGUGUUGACCAGCUGUGUUCCAGGCAUGUGCGUGUUGACCUGCUGUGUUCCAGGUGUGUGCGUGUUGACCUGCUGUGUUCAGUUGUGUGUGUGUGUUGACCUGCUGUGUUCCAGUUGUAUGCGUGUUGACCAGCUGUGUUCCAGUUCUGUGCGUGUUGACCAGCUGUUUUCCCGGUGUGUGCGUGUUGACCUGCUGUGUUCCAGGUGUGUGUGUAUUGACCAGCUGGGUUCCAGGUUUGUGUGUUGAUAAGGUGUGUUCCUGGUUUGUUCCUGGUGUGUGUGUUGACCUGGUGUGUGUGUUGACUGUCUGUCCGUCAGGUGCAUGUGUUGACCAGGUGUGUGUGUGUGUGUUGACCAGGUGUGUGUGUGUUGACAGGUUUAUUCCAGGUGUGUGUGUGUGUGUUGACUGUCUGGCAGGUGCAUGUGUUGACCAGGUGUCUGCCAGGUGCAUGUGUUGACCAGGUGUGUCUGCCAGGUUUGUGUGUGUUGACAGGUUUGUUCCAGGUGUGUGUUGACUGUCUGUCUGCCAGGUGCAUGUGCUGACUAUGUGUGUCUGUUGACAAGGUGUGUGUGUGUGUGUGUGUGUGUGUGUUUGUUGAUCAGCUGUAUGCUGUUGGAUGGCAGCUGGAUUUUGCUCUCUUUUCUAAACAUUCCAUUUUCACUGCCAGAGGUGAUUGUGUCUCGCAUUAUUUUACAUAAAUGUAUCAAUAAACGUAAUACUCUUAAUAGCUU
Haliotis rufescens (red abalone) is the source of this 11157-nucleotide messenger RNA. RefSeq names its product caspase-2-like. Gene Ontology annotation, molecular function: cysteine-type endopeptidase activity. NCBI's taxonomy places the organism in Eukaryota, Metazoa, Mollusca, Gastropoda, Lepetellida, Haliotidae. The record is from RefSeq and is a predicted model, not a curated record. The coding region runs from base 973 to 2589 and encodes 538 amino acids. The transcript is spliced from 11 exons. Gene Ontology annotation, biological process: proteolysis; regulation of apoptotic process.